Messenger RNA from Eremomyces bilateralis CBS 781.70, 2424 nucleotides. RefSeq lists its product as uncharacterized. Gene Ontology annotation, biological process: DNA-templated transcription; regulation of DNA-templated transcription. Gene Ontology annotation, molecular function: DNA binding; zinc ion binding; DNA-binding transcription factor activity, RNA polymerase II-specific. The record is from RefSeq and is a predicted model, not a curated record. Lineage: Eukaryota; Fungi; Ascomycota; Dothideomycetes; Eremomycetales; Eremomycetaceae. The transcript has 5 exons. Bases 1 to 2424 code for a protein of 807 amino acids.
AUGUCCGCAAACCCGGUCGAAUCGGGCGCUGCCAGAAAACCCUCAGGCAACCUCAUCAGGCGCCAUCGGAUCAUCAACAGUUGCUUGGAAUGCCGCACAAGGCGGGUGAAGUGCGACAAAGUCCACCCCUCAUGCGGGAGGUGUUCAAGAGAAGGGAAAAGUUGUGCCUAUGUCAGUCAAGAAGCAGAGAAGGAAGCUGUUCAUCCGGGCGGGGAAGAUCAUCAGCCAAGUAAACGGCGACGACUGAACUCGUCAGAAGUUGAUCCGAAGAACGGAAGACUCGGUCAUUUGACCCUGCAAAAUGGAGGGAGGUCACGGUACGUUGGAAGCACGUUCUGGGCAUGUUUUGGUGAGCAGAACCGAGAGUUCGAUGAGCUCGUGACAAGUCUGCCGGUAUUCCCGUUCCACGGGCGAUGCUGUUGUGAGCAAACUUUGGACAAUACCGAUGAUCUUCGCAGAGAGACAGAAGCCGGCAAUGCUGGCAAGUUGGGAUUUCGAACUGGGGAAAACCGUUGUGAACGCUAUUACUCUCUUCCUCGAGUCCUGGACGAGAUGCCAGACCGGAAUGUUUGCGAUUCGCUUUACAACAGCUAUGUGGACAGCAUUCAGCCCAUCAUCCCGCUGCUACAUCUUCCGACAUUCAAGGAUCAAUACGACCGGUUUUGGAUCUGGUUAAGUUCCUGGAACCGUCAAGGGGUGUCGGAUGGGGUGUUGGCAGAGACCCCCAGCUUUCUUCCUCUAUUAUUUGCAGUGCUGUUCGCCGGGUCGAUCAGCAAUACCACGGACGCGUUUGGUCCAUCCACUGGAGAAUUCUCGGGUGCGAUCCUUUCAACCAAGUUAUAUCGCUUGAGCACACAAUCGCUUGCGCUCGUGUCAUUUCCCCAGAGUCCAACGAUAUACUCCCUGGUGGCGUUCCUCAUUGGACAAAACAUGCUCAUCCGAGAGGAGGAAUCGCUCAGCUCUUGUUCAUUCAUCAGUGUCGCACUAAGAGUCGCACAAGCGAUGGGUCUCCACCGAGAUGGCAAGCAUUUCGGGCUGGAUCCCGUGCAAGCGGAGAUCAGGCGACGAAUCUGGUGGCAUAUCAUCCACACGGAUGUGAUGACUUCCAUUUGUUCGGGGUUGCCACCGGUAAUGCUCACCGAUGAGAUCUAUGACACCAGAAUGGUGAGUGAGCUGAAGGACGAAAUGAUCACUGCGCAGAUGGUGCCGGAUCCAAAAGAUCCCCGUUCCAUGGCCGACUCCAACAGGAACAUCAACCUGGGCCUCUUUGUUGCCGUCGGCCGUUACUCAAUCACCACGAUCAUGCGAUCGCUUUUGCGCCGCCAGUUCGAAGUGCGGCAAAUGAAAAUGUCGGAAAUUGAUGAGUUCAAACGUCGGAUCGACAUUUUACAUAAACACAUCACUGAGAGAGUGGAGCGAAUCGAGCAAAUGGAAUCCUGCCCCGCCGAUCUACAGCAACACAGCCCAGGUACUCCGGAGGACAUACGAAGGGAAUCAGUCAGCACCCAGAAUGCUGCUGCGUUCCGCCUUUGGUCACAACGACUCUUGAAGCUUAUGAUACAUCGUGCGUACUGCAUGCUGUAUCAACCACUCAUUCGAGCUUCAGGGGGGAAAUGGUGGCACCGAGUGCGGAAAGAAUGUGUCCGCCAUUGCCAUGAGUUUGUCCGCAUCUUCAUCGAGAUGUGUACGACGCAGGAUUUCCAUCCAUUCUAUUGGAUCUACCCCGGCAUGUAUCAGCCGCUGCAAGCAACCGCCAUGCUUCUGGCCGACCUGAUCAAAUGCCCAACUUCCGUCGAGGCGAAGCGUUCACGUGACCUCGUGGAGAAGAUAUUCUCUCUGCUCAGCGAAGAUGGCGUGGCUGGUCGCAACGGAAUAUCCAGCCAUCGACAGUUGUCUGCCGGUGGUAAAGAAGCCUGGUCCAUGCUUCGGAAGGUCAAGAGACAAGCCUGGGAAAAGGCCGGGUUCGAUCCGAAUGCUUUCCGAGAGGAAUCGAAGAGGAACGAGACGCCACACUCGUGGGAAGAGUUCGACUCACCGCACUCGAAUCCCAAGAUGGGAUCGCCAGUGUCAUUGGGUGCAACCCAGUCGACCAUGUAUGGGGCAGAGAUGAGGCUGCCAACACCUUUCCAAGGAUAUGGGAUGGACCCCAACGCGCAGUAUCCACCUACAAACAUGUCCGGGACGUCGGCGCCUCCCGCCACGGCGAAUUCUCUCAAUCCAGCAUAUGAACUGCGGCAGGACACACUUGCAGCCGACCCGUGGAUAUCGCAGGCAAACUAUGACUCGUUCGAUCAGGUGGAUUUGAUCAAUCUGCCACCGGGUGGUCCAUCGUCGACGAAUCCGGACGACAUCGACUGGAGAGAAUGGGAUGCGUUGCUCGAACGGUGCUUCAAUCAUCCAGUCAUGGGAGAUCCUUAUUUCUAG